AUGACCGACGCGAGUCCCUCCGGCUUCGGCGCAUGCGAAGCCCCGCUUACGCCGCCAGAGCUGGAGGCCGAAGGUGCUUAUAGUGAGCGCUGGAGGUUCCGUCUGGAGCUUGAAAGGGGCGAGGGUCCUAGGGCAGACGCCCUCCGUGCCGCCGACCCCUUCAGCGAUCCCGCGACGGUCAAGCCGCGCGGCAAGCCCGCCAGAUGGGCGUGGGGCCCCCAGGAGGUCUUCCCCAAUGUCUCCCAACACGUGCUUGCUAAGGACCGCUGGAAGACGGUCGUCUCUGCCCCGUGGGGCCGCAGGGAGGUAAUUCACAUCCUGGAGGCGCGGGCCUGUUCGGCUGCCGUGCGUAGAAGGGUCAGGACCGCCAAGGCCCAUGGGCGUCGUCUGCUCGGGUUCUCGGACAGCAUGGCUGCGGUGCUCGCUUUCACGAAGGGGCGUUCCACUGACGACGCCCUGCUCCAGCUUUGUCGCCAGUUUGCGGCGGUUGGCCGCGGGAGUACGGGUGCGAUGGAGGCGGGCAGCCCGGCUGCCCCCCGCGGCGCCCUCGGCCCGGAUUGGUGGGACCGCCGGCCCCGCCAGGGCUCGCGAGGGGCCCCCGACGGCCAGGGUGGCGCCCCGCUUGCGUCGGCCGCUGCCGCCUCCAAGCCCUCGACGCCGGCCCCCGCGGCCCGGGCGGCGAGGCCGACCCGGCUGACGCGGGCGAGCCCUUUGCCGUCCAGCGCCUUCUCCGCGACGGCCCUCCGCCGGGGAGGGCGGCUGCGCAGCCGGCGGGCCGCGGCGAGGUCGAGACGGGUGGCGGACGCGCCGGCAGCGCCGCCCCCGAGGGCCCGCGCUGGGGGCCUGAGCCUACUGGAGAACCGGUCCGCGGGCAAGGCCAUGCAGAAGCGCUACAGGGUGAUCUUCGACUCGGUCAUGAUGCUGAUGGGCCGGAGCUCGGACGAGGAGACGCUGCUUCCCAUCGGCAUGCGCCUGUGCAAGAAGCACUUCGACCAGGCGUGCGUCGACCUGGGCCUCGAGCAGUUCAAGCUGGUCACCUGCCAGGCCCGGCGCGGAGGGGCCGCCGGGGACAUCCUCCUCCAGCGGCGGACGCUCGAGGAGGCGCGCAAGCGGGGCACGUGGGAGACGUGCGCCAGCCUGCGCAGGUACGAGAAGAGCGGGAGGGUCCAGAAGGUAAUGCGGACCACGCCGCCGCACCUCCUCGCCUUCGCCCGGUUGGCGUGCACGAGCCUCGAG
This is a messenger RNA of Prorocentrum cordatum, 1236 nucleotides long. The record is from the annotation of a GenBank genome assembly. NCBI's taxonomy places the organism in Eukaryota, Dinophyceae, Prorocentrales, Prorocentraceae.